AUGCGACAGACUCCGCUAGAUGGCACUGCCCGCAUUCCUCUCAACAGUUCCAAAGCCAUAGGCGUGGCGAAUUCUCGGGGCGAGAGAAGCUAUCAAGAGGACUUCUACGCUUGCUCCGCACUUUCUCUCGACCCCGAGGAGCUCCGUCUUAGCCUCAAGAAGGCACAUCACAUCGACUGGGAUCCCUCCGCGCUCCCGCCCUCACUCGCACGUCAGGUCCUCUUCGUCGGAAUAUAUGAUGGCCACGGCGGCUCUACUGUCUCUCAGUUUCUUCGCCAGGAGUUGCACGGCUUGUUUGAGAAUGUGCACAAGUCUCAGAUCCCAGAACUAUUCGAUUGGACGCUUGAGCUGGGGGGUUACUUCAGGCGGUGGCGGGGCGGGGCCCUUGCACCAUGGAUAGACCCCAAGUCGCCCGGCGCCCAGUCAGAGCUCGAUCUCGAGGCAAGGGCGACCCUCGCUUUUUUCGAGGUGGACAAGGCUCUAUUUGGUGAACACGCAGCGAGGGACUGUGGUGCUACUGCAUCAGUGGUUCUCUUGCAGUGUCUGGAUAACCCUGUCUCUCCUUUCUUCUUGGCUCAGGAACUCGCGCUGACUGUCGCCCACGUCGGAGACACUCGAGUCCUACUGACAUCAACUAAGAACGGGGACGUCAUGCCCAUGACCGAGAACCACCAUGCCGACACCCGUGUCGAGGCCAGCCGGCUGCGCCGAAUGAUGGGCAGUGGACAAUCCAUGGACUCGUUUGGUGAAAUACGGUGGAUGGGUGCCUUAGCCAAUACCCGCAGCCUGGGCGACUUGAAGUACAAGCGCUUCGGCGUGACACCGGAACCCGAGGUGCGGACCAAGCUGCUGAAUGGCCCUGAGUAUUCGCACAUCACUCUACUCUCCGACGGCAUCUCGUCUGUCUGCUCAGACCAAGAGAUUUCUGACCUAGUCCGGGGCUGCCCGACGCCGGAGUACGCCGCAAAGCGGAUUCUUCGCUACGCAGAGGACAUGGGCAGCGACGACAAUCUCACUGCUAUCGUCGUGCCUCUUGCGGGGUGGGGUGGGAUGACUGGCGAGGACCGUACGCGGGACUUGCGACAGUAUAGGCGGAAGCAGAUGGAGGGUUCGGAGAGGCAUAAGCCUCGGUGGAUGUAA
Molecule: messenger RNA, 1140 nt
Organism: Fomitopsis serialis
Lineage: Eukaryota; Fungi; Basidiomycota; Agaricomycetes; Polyporales; Fomitopsidaceae
Product: phosphatase 2C-like domain-containing protein
Exons: 7
Coding region: 1-1140 (379 amino acids)
Biological process (GO): protein dephosphorylation
Molecular function (GO): protein serine/threonine phosphatase activity; cation binding
Source: RefSeq, a predicted model, not a curated record